Molecule: messenger RNA, 4243 nt
Organism: Caenorhabditis sp. 36 PRJEB53466
Lineage: Eukaryota; Metazoa; Nematoda; Chromadorea; Rhabditida; Rhabditidae
Source: the annotation of a GenBank genome assembly
AUGUCAAAAAGAACGAAUGAAGGGCACCACGAGGUCGGCCACGAUACGGGCGAAGGGGAGCAGAAGCGCCGUAAAAUCAAUUUUGAGCCGGUCCGCAUGCAAGCCGUCAGCAAUGUGGUAAAGAACGCGGCGAUUUUUGUGCGGCCAAACUCAAUUUUUCGUUGAUUCUACAGAGCGAUAUACGAGGGCGAGCGCUUGUCGUGCAGGCGACUAAGCUCAAACAGCAGUUGAUGUACAAAAACAAGGUGAUCGACGAGUUGGAGCGUGAGGCGUCGAAGACACGCGACAAAUUGAUGGCCGCGCAGGCGAAGAGCGUCAAAGCGUACAGUUUGUUCGCCGAGGUACGCCGAAAACCUCAAAAAUCCAGCAAUUUGACAAUUUUCAGGCGCACAAGUACAUCAACUGCCAAGCGCGGCUCGAAUUCGGCGAUUCCGUCCCCGCCACCUCCGUGCCGCCCUCUUUUGUCGCUUUGGACAUGCAUCCGGACAAUUACGACAAAUUUAUAGAGGAAAUGAAGACAAAUUUGUAAGAAGACGCGUCGAACCGAUAAACAUUUGCAGAAAUCCGCCGAUUGCCAGCUUUUUUGCAAAUUUAUCAUAGAAAAUCGGCAUAUUUCUAUGAAAAAUGUGUUUUAGCGGGUUCACUGGUUGAAAAUGAGCGUAAUUUUCACUAAAAUUGGGAAAUUUCCGGGAACCGGCGCUCAAAACAUUUUUUUUUGCAUAAUUUUUUGAAUCUUACCGAAAAUCUGCUGAAAUCCAUGUCAAAACCGAUGAAUUUAACAUGCGGAGCAAAAUUUACCGAAGAAACGGUAUACGCGCUGAUUUGUAGACAUUUUCCGUGAAAUUUUGAACCUAUCUCUAAAUUUCAACUCAAAACCCUUAAGAAAUAGCGAAAAUUUCAGACGCCACGCGUUCGGAUCGUUCUCGGCCGCACGAAAAGACCGGGCGCACGAGAUGAGCGUAUUCAUGGACAAAAUGGGUCAUCUGGUCUUGGAGACGGAAAAAUCGACGGAGUACAACAAGGAGCUCAGCGUGAAAGCCAACCAGAUUGCGCUGGAAAACGAGCGAUUGCACGGUGACGUGACGCAGGCGCAGGCCGACUACUACAAUGCGGACCGCAAAAAGCGACAGAACACGGAGAUGUUACAGCUGAAAGUGGAACAACUGGAGCAGCAGCUCGCGGACGCCAAGUGGCUGGCCGACAAACAGAUGCAGUUGGCGAACAAGCACGAGUUUCGGCUAGCGAACAUCGCCUACGAACACCAACAGACUCUGCUCAACCUCCAGGCUUCGGGAGCGUCGAUGGCGUCGAUCGCUCCCGGACCGAUUACUCAGCAGAGAGACGCCACGUCUCCGGGCACGCCGCCCAGCGAAUCCGCUGCCAAAGAGGUCGGUUCUGGCUCAAGGAGAAGAAAAUUGCGAGAAAAUUGAAUCUUAGUUGGGAUUUCUCAACUUUUGCACCAGUAAUUGGAAUCAUGAUAAUCGUUCAAAGUUUAGAGCAGAUUGAAUGCCAACUACUGGGCCAAAACUCAAAAAAUCCCGACUAAGGUCCGAUUUUCAAAAUUUUAGUAAUGCUUUUUCAAAUCUUGGCUUGUCAACCGGAUAAUAGCAGAGAAAGCUUUGAAAUUCAGCUAGAAUAGGCUGUUUUGUUAAGAAAAAACACGAAACUGUCUUUUUCCAACGCUUUUGUGCGUCAUCACCGUGAGAAUACACAAGACAAGCAGAGAAAUACACGAUUUCCAAACUUUCCGAAUGUGUACGAAUAAUAAAGUACCGAGUAGUGACAUUUUUCCAUAAAGGGGGGAUUUUUGUGAAAGUCACAGGAAAAUAGCUUAAAAUCGAGCUUUCAGUGAUGUUUUUGUGCUAACCUGAGAAAACAAGAAUUGCAAGGCCAUUGGGCGCAAAAUGCAGCUUCCCGACGUUUCGCAACUCGACGUUUCGUAACCGCGACGCCACGAUACUCACGUGAACUUUCACAAUGCAAUUUAUCGCUGGGUGGUUUAUGUCAGUUGCGAAAUGUCGGAUUGAGAAACGUCUGGAAGCCCAAAAUUCAUCAGAGAUUCAUUAAAAACGAUUUGCAGCUGGACGCUCUCCGCCAAGAACGGGACGACGCGCAGGAACUGGCGUCGCGCCGUCUCGCCGAAAUCGAGGAAAUGUCGCGUCAGAUGCAAGAGCUGAAACACGAGAACGGACGGCUAAAGUUCGAAGCGAUGCACCUGAUCUCGCCGGACGAGAUUCCGAAUUCGGAAGAGUACAAAACGCUGAAACGAUACUAUUCGUUGUCGAUAAAAGAGUACGAGCGGGUGUGCAAAGAGCUCGACGAGAUGGCGGUCGAGCGAGACAAACUGCGCAACGUGAGCGAUCAGCGCUUCUACCAGAUGAGCGAGGAGCAGAUGAGGACGACGAAGGAAAUAGAGGCGCAGGCGAAGAUCCACAACGAGUUCUACCACAUUGCGCACGAUUGCGAAGUGCUGCGCGCCGAGCACGACGCCGUCGCGAUGGAGUACAACAAGACAGUAAAGCAGUGCGAAUGGAACGAGAUGAAGGCGACGCUGAUGACGAUGCGCGCGCUGAACGCGAUGCACAAACUCGACGCGGGCCGCAGCAAGGAGAAGCAUCGGCACGCGCGGCAGGAGAUCGCACAGCUCAAGGAUGAAAUCCGCGCGCUCAAGGAACGACAGGAAAAGUGUGUGAUGGUGCCGCUCGUGGAGACGUCAAGGGACUUUGACGGCGAUUUCAACAAGCUCCGAGCCGAAUACGAGGCUUUGAAGAAGGAGAUUCGACGAUUGGGCAGUCUGGAGAAGCGGGACCGGCAGCAGCAGUGGGAGGUAAGUACGGACAGGAGGGGAGGGUGCGGCGACUGAUUCUUCUGCGGAAAAAUUGAAUAUCUGCUCAAUUUUUAAAAAUAUUAUAAAACUAAGCUGUAACUUCCCCAAGAAGUCUAACAUUUACCUGUUACCUUGCUCAUUUUGAAGAACACAGUAAAAUUGAACUUUUAUCAAAGAAGCAGAGGCAAAUCCGUGUUCUUAUUUUGAAAACCCUACGGUCGACCCCUUCCCUCCCAAAAACCGCGAAAAGCAACGGUCAUACUCAUCACAAAUGGAGGAGGUUCAGAAAGAAAUUGCGACUCGAAUGAAGGAAAUUCAAGUAGAGAACGAGACGCUGCGCCGGGCGAACGAGAUUCUGACGAACGACGAGCAGAUCAUCUCGGACGAGCUGGAGCAGGCGGGCACCGCCGUCGAAGAGGAACUGGAGCGGAACAGCCAGCUGGUGAUCGAGAAGAGAGAGCAGGAGGACCGCAAUCUGAAAUUAAUGAACGACCGGAUCGUGCAGAAUCAGGUGCAGCAGAAGUUGAAGGAGAAGCUCGAGUGCUACGAGAGCAAGGCCAGCAUGGACGCGCAGAUUUCCAAGAUGCUCGAGUUCGAGAAGAAGGGAUUGCAGGAGGCGAUAUCCAAAUGUUCGGAGACCAUGCAGUUCAAGUCCGCCGAGUGCACGUACGUUUUUGAUCCAGAAUUGGCCAUUUGAAGCUCUCUACGUUUUUCUGGGUUUUCUAAAAAAAAAACAUGGAAAGCUUCAAGCUCUAGACACGAAUUUAAACUUUAUAGAGGCGAGCAGUCAAAAGUGAUUGUCUUGCUGCGUCAGUCGAAAAAGCAAAUUUUGGCUUCGAAGCUGUUUUUCAGUGUAGAAUUAAUUUCGGGGUGCAAUAUUGACUCUUGCAGGCGAGCGAUGGCGUACGCGGAGCAAAAUCGAAAGUUGGCGACGGAUUUGGGAUCCAUCAAAGAGGAAUAUAUCAUCAAAUGCGAUCGCCUGGAAAUUCAGGCGCGACAGACGCAGGAGGCGUACGUGACGAAACUGCGAGAAGCGGAGGAGAAUCGGCUGAAGCGACAGCGCGUCGAGGAAGAACUCGAGACGCUGCGCCAGAAGUACGAACGGGCGAAACGGAGCGAGUCGACGGGCGGCGGACCUAUCGGAGCGGGCGGAGGGGAUCAGGUGCUCGAGGAGGCGAACCGGCAGAUGAAGGAGACGCUCACAUGUCCGUCGUGCAAGACCCGACCCAAGGACUGCAUCAUGCUCAAGUGCUACCAUUUGUUUUGCGAACCCUGCAUCAAGACCAUGUACGUGUUUUUUUCUUCAAUUCGACAAAAUUUGAGUUUUAAAAUUGCAGGUACGACACUCGUCAACGAAAGUGUCCGAAAUGCGCGAGCAACUUCGGAGCCAACGAUUUCCACCGUGUCUUCAUCUGA